Aphidius gifuensis is the source of this 2015-nucleotide messenger RNA. RefSeq names its product phosphorylase b kinase gamma catalytic chain, skeletal muscle/heart isoform (gene PhKgamma). The record is from RefSeq and is a predicted model, not a curated record. The transcript is spliced from 9 exons. Gene Ontology annotation, cellular component: phosphorylase kinase complex. Bases 348 to 1604 code for a protein of 418 amino acids. Gene Ontology annotation, biological process: glycogen biosynthetic process; protein phosphorylation. Lineage: Eukaryota; Metazoa; Arthropoda; Insecta; Hymenoptera; Braconidae. Gene Ontology annotation, molecular function: ATP binding; phosphorylase kinase activity; calmodulin binding.
AAUUAUUGGCUGGUUAAAAUAAACCAAUCAACAUGCCUGAUGAUGUCUUAUUCUAAUGUGUGUGUCUUUUCUGUUUUGGCCUUGAUUAAUAAAUAAAAAUGAAUAAAAAGAGUCAUGAUAAAUAGCUAAUAAUUGAUUAGAACUUGGGUGCUUUUGUGUGGUGAAAAUUAGUUUAUUUAUUAUUAAUAUACUAUUGUUGCCAAUAAAUUUUAAGUUUAAAUAAUAAAUAAAUAAAUAAAAUUCAUUGUCAAAUGAUCAUCCAGAAAUAAUAAAAUAUAUUAUUCAAUUUGGUUGAAUAUUAUCUGUCAAUGGAAUAUUGAUUAACCUCAAAAUAAAAAGGAUAAACAAUGGCUAAAGAUGAGGGUGAUGAUUUGUUGCCUGACAAAGAUGCUGCAAAAGGAUUUUAUGCAAAAUAUGAACCCAAAGAAAUUCUUGGAAGAGGUAUAUCAUCAACUGUUAGAAGGUGUAUUGAAAAAGAAACUGGUAUUGAAUAUGCUGCUAAAAUAAUUGAUAUUAGUAAUGAGCCACAUGAUGGAGUUGAAGGUCAUACAAUGAUGGAAGCUACUAUGCAAGAAGUGCAAAUAUUACGACAAGUUGCUGGACAUCACUACAUAAUUGAACUACAUGAUGUAUUUGAAUCAAGUACAUUUAUAUUUUUAAUAUUUGAAAUAUGUAAAAAUGGUGAAUUAUUUGAUUAUUUGACCUCUGUUGUGACGCUGUCAGAAAAAAAAACUCGAUAUAUUAUGAGACAAGUAUUUGAGGGUGUACUUCAUAUUCAUGAUCAAGGAAUUGUUCAUAGAGAUCUUAAACCAGAAAAUAUUCUACUAGAUGACAAUUUAAAUGUUAAAAUAACUGAUUUUGGAUUUGCAAGAAUGUUAAAAAAUGGAGAAAAAUUACAUGAUUUGUGUGGAACUCCUGGAUAUUUAGCUCCAGAAGUUUUAAAAUGUAAUAUGUUUGAAAAUGCUGAGGGUUACGGUUACGAAGUUGAUGUAUGGGCUUGUGGUGUUAUAAUGUUUACUCUACUUGUUGGCUGUCCACCUUUUUGGCAUCGUAAACAAAUGGUUAUGCUUAGAAAUAUUAUGGAAGGAAAAUAUACAUUUACAUCACCAGAAUGGGCUGAUAUAACUGAUGCACCAAAAGAUUUAAUUAGUAAAAUUCUUGUUGUUGAUCCACUUAAAAGAAUUUCAAUUACAGAAGCACUUGAUCAUCCAUUCUUCCAUACAGUGUUGUGGGAUACAGAUAUUGCACCUCUCAAACGUUCACUGUCUACAAAUUCACGGCGUUUAAGUCGGAUUUCACAAUUAGCUUUGGAAUUGAAGGCAAAAUCAUUCAAUGCAAGAAGGAAAUUUCAAUUGGUAAUAACCCUAGUACGAGCUGCAGUUAGAAUAAAAAGAUUACAUACAACACCAGAACCAUUAUCUACCCUGGUUGCUCGAGAAGAUCCUUACAGAAUUAAAAUACUUCGUAAAGUAAUUGAUGGAUGUGCUUUUCGAGUUUAUGGUCAUUGGGUGAAAAAAGGCGAGGGUCAAAAUCGUGCAGCAUUAUUUGAUAAUACAGCUAAAACCGAAUUAAAACAUUUGUAUGUUAGUAAUUUGAGUAGAUAACCAAAGAAAAUAUUAAUUUAUUUAAAAAGUGUGCAUAAAGUGACAAAUUUUUAAUAUAUUAAAAUUCAUUCAACUAUUUUACUAUAAAAAAACAUGAUUGAUAAAUUUUUAAAAGCUAUAUUAAACGCGAAUAAAAGCAAUAUAGUUAACUUGUUAUAAAUAUUUUUAUAAUAAUCUAUAUUUACAAAAUAAAACAAAAUAAAAAUACCAAAAAUUUAGGAAAAAUUUACAAUCAAAUUUCGUAAAAAAAAAAAAAAAAAAACAGUGAAUGCGUUUUCUAGUCAACUAUAUAGAUAUUUAUAUAUGAACAUUGUUUUACAAUUAAUUUAUUUUUUUCUUUGAUUAGAAAUUUAAUGUUCAAUUUUAUUUUGAUGAUGUAGAAUCAAUUAUUAAAGAGAUUAUAAUAUAAAA